AUGGUCCCCAUUAACCUCGUCCGUUCCUCCAAUGCAGCCCUCCGCUCGAUCCCCUCUACUUCUCACUCUGCAGGGAUAACCGCCCUCUUCGUCAGCGGCACAAGCGGAAUCGGCCUCUAUACUCUACGCGCUUUGACAAGGCACACAGAAGGCAAAGCGCUAACGGUAUAUAUAGUCGGACGAAGCGCCUACCGCGCGAAACCAGUCCUGUCUGAACUGCAGCGCAUAAGCCCGCGAGCACGGUUUACUUUCAUCGAAGCGGAUGUCUCGCUCAUCAGAAACGUGGACAGCGUCUGUAAGAAGGUCAUAGAGAGCGAAAAGGGAGGAAAAGGGAAAUUGGAUUCUCUGUUCAUGACGCCCGGCGGGAUUUCAAUUCCCUUUAGGAGGAGGGAGACAUCCGAAGAACUUGAUCGCCUCUUCGCCUUGCGCUACUAUGCCCGCAUGCGAAUCAUCCAGAAUCUCCUCCCUUUGCUUGAAUCUGAACUUGAACCUUCCACCUCACCAGGGCCAAACUCUAUCCCUAGCAGGAUGGUAUCCAUUCACGGUAGUGGCUUUGAAUACGGCAUAAACUUGGAUGACCUCAACCUAAAGCACAAUUUCUCCCUACUAAAUGCCUGCAACACUCCAUUACAAUGACCUC
Molecule: messenger RNA, 640 nt
Organism: Aspergillus nidulans FGSC A4
Lineage: Eukaryota; Fungi; Ascomycota; Eurotiomycetes; Eurotiales; Aspergillaceae
Exons: 2
Coding region: 1-636 (211 amino acids)
Source: RefSeq, a predicted model, not a curated record